AUGUCAAAUAUGGAAGCUAGUCUUACACCCACAAGUUCAACAGAUGAUACACCACAAGUAGUUGGGGAUGGAGCAGCUACACUCCCUUCAUGUCCUCCCACUUCGGGAAAGAUCAAGCCUAUUAGGAAAGCAUCGGAGGUAUGGAAACAUUUCAUUAAGGAACCAUUUGAACUAGGGAGUAAUAUAGGACCUAGAGCUUCUUGGAAGUAUUGUUGUGCAUCUUAUGCAUGUGAUCCCAUAAAAAAUGGGACAUCUACAAUGAUGCAACAUUUGAGAGAUAAGUGUACGGGGGGGUGUCCAUUAAGAGAGGAAAACAAACAAAAAGUUCUUGUAUUUGAUAACAAAGGAACUGUAGUUGCGCAUUCAUAUAGCAAGGAGAGUAGUAGAAUUGCUUGUGUGAAGAUGAUAAUACUUGAUGAGCUUCCAUUUAGGCAUGUGGAAGGUGUCGGUUUUAGGCUAUUUAUGAGAGAGUGUCAACCUAGAUUUGAUCCACCAUCUCGUAGAACCAUUGCUAGAGAUGUGUGGGAUCUUUCUCACGAAGAAAAUGUAAAAAUCAAGAGUGUAUUAAAUCUAAAUUCACAAAAAGUGUCGCUUACCACGGACACUUGGACUUCCUUGCAAAAUGUGAACUAUAUGGCUUUGACAGCCCAUUUCAUUGAUGAUAGCUGGAAAUUGCAUAAAGGUGAGGCUAUUGGGAGACUUGUGGAGGAUUGUUUGCAUGAUUGGGGAAUAGAUAAAGUUUUCACUAUUACACUUGACAAUGCUACGGCUAAUGAUAGGGCCAUUAGGCAUAUGAAGAGGCAAUUGAAGCUUUGGGGCACUCUUUUGCUAGAUGAAGCUGCCUUAAAGUUGCAAAAAGGGUUUGAUAGGUUGGAAGAGGAGGCAGCAGACUAUGCAUCUUAUUUUCAUCAAAGUGGUGGUGAUCGUGAUGAUGGUAUUCCGAAAAAGAAGAAAAGAAAGGUUCAAGAAAGGGAAAUCUGCACUAAAAAAAAGUUGAAGCCUUCAACCGUUGUGGAUUGGGAGUAUGCAAGAGCUUUUGUGAAGUUCUUGAAAAUAUUUUAA
Molecule: messenger RNA, 1062 nt
Organism: Prunus armeniaca (apricot)
Lineage: Eukaryota; Viridiplantae; Streptophyta; Magnoliopsida; Rosales; Rosaceae
Source: the annotation of a GenBank genome assembly